This is a messenger RNA of Thecamonas trahens ATCC 50062, 1029 nucleotides long. RefSeq lists its product as uncharacterized. Bases 1 to 1029 code for a protein of 342 amino acids. Gene Ontology annotation, cellular component: peroxisomal membrane; peroxisomal importomer complex. Gene Ontology annotation, biological process: protein monoubiquitination; protein import into peroxisome matrix. The record is from RefSeq and is a predicted model, not a curated record. Gene Ontology annotation, molecular function: ubiquitin-protein transferase activity; zinc ion binding; protein binding. NCBI's taxonomy places the organism in Eukaryota, Apusomonadida, Apusomonadidae. The transcript has 2 exons.
AUGAUCCGCCCCACCGUGUUUGAAGUGUGGGCGCAGCGUGCUCUGAGCACGACGCUUCCUGCGGGGUGCGCGUGGGCUGUGGACUACGUGUCGGGCAAGGUCUCGUCGGCGACGGGCGGACGGGUGGCCGGGGUGGAGGCACUGGUGGGCAGACGGCGAUACGCGGCAUGGGCUCUCCGGGCGCUCAUCGAGAGCCAUCACAUGGUUCUUCACCACGGCUCCUUUGCCGAAUCUUUUUAUGGAAUGAGAAGACGAUCAGCUGAUGCGAGUUGCUCAGACAGAUCGCUCUCGCUCAUCGCCCGCAUCCUCGCUGCGCUCAUCGACAUCGCCCUGCCCAUCGUCAAGGCUGCCGCUGACGAGUGGUACGAGGACGUCCGUGGCGUGGUUGCGCCAGCAGAGAUCUCCGGGCUUGAGGCCUGGCAGAUCGAAGACGAGGUGGUGCAGGAUGGGUCUCACCUGCCGGAGCGUGCCGCAGAGGUCGGUCCGGACGUGGACGAGGUGUGGGCGCGACGGGAGGCGAGCUGGCGGUGGCUGAUGUGGAUGGUGCGAGUGGCAUGGCGGCGGAUGGGCCGGCAGGCGGUGGUGGCGAUCUAUCCGGCGCUACAUGCUGUGUACGUGCUGGCGUUCAUGUUGUACGAGGUGCUGUACCUCAACAAGAUGACCGACUAUGCCUCGCCUGUCCUGCAUCUUCUCGGCCAGCAGCUGGUCCGCUCGUCGGCCGCCGAGCUCGAGGCCUCGCUCUCGCUCUCGUCGCUCAUCCUGCCGUCAGCGGUAGCAGCGUACGCACCGUCGGCCCUUGUCGCCGCUCUCGAUGCGCUCAAGUACGCGUUUCCGGCCUCGGUCCUCGGCCACCGCAUGGUCUCGUGGUGGAGCUCACGCGACGAGACCAAUGCCGCGCCGCUGCCGGUUCCUGCGCCGCCGCCACCGCCGGCUGGGACCGAGGACGUUGCUCGCGGCGGGUGCGCCAUCUGCGGCGCUCUCGGCGUGUGGGGUGUGUCCGGUGACCCGGGCGGCGCUGCCGACGGCUGA